AUGUUUCUCCCAGCAACAUUUGCGCUCUGUACCCUCUUCGGCUUGGGAAUAGCUGUGCCAGAGCCUAGGUCUCUCGACCCCGUCCGUACGGUUUUUCAAUUCCCCCCGGAUACCUUUUUUGAAAACCUCGCUGUUCGAUCUAAUGGCGAAAUUCUCACGAGCUUACUUAACGAGCCACAACUAUUCGUGAUUGAUCCAGACCCAGAAACUGGAGCGCCCCAGGCGGUUUUGGUACACGAGUUCACCGAUUCGCUCGGUUUUGCCGGUAUCGCCGAAUAUGAGCCUGAUAUCUUUGCAGUCAUAUCUGGAAGGUUCAACAUUCCCACUGGAGAUGUCGGUCCUGGAUCAUGGAAUGUUUGGAGUGUCGAUAUGAAUGGUGUUUCAGUUCAGGGAAACGUGCUCUCUGGGUCGCCAAAUGUUAGUCUUAUUGCUAACGUCGCGUCCGCCAAUUUUCUCAACGGUAUAACAUUAUUGUCUCAGUCCGAGGGCACAUUCCUAUUGAGCGAUAUCAAUGCUGGCGUUGUCUAUCGCCUUGAUACACAGGGCAGCUACGAGGUCGUCAUCAACAGAACUCUGACCAAUUCUGUACCUACGCCGCCUGUCCCUCUGACCGGAGUGGAUGGGUUACAUGUCCAUCAUGAUGGAGAUUUAAAGACACUCUAUUUUGUCAAUGCUGGCCAAGGGUUUUUGGCCAGCGUUGCGAUCAAUGAUGAUGGGACACCGGCCGGAGACAUCGAAAUAGUAGCCCGACCGCUAGAGCCAGUCGAUACAUAUGACGAUUUUACUUUUGAUUGCGAUGGAAACAUUUUCCUUGUGACCGGAAGUGGAAAUGGCGUGGAGCGCAUCUCUAUUAAUGGAUAG
Messenger RNA from Trichoderma harzianum CBS 226.95, 861 nucleotides. RefSeq lists its product as hypothetical. Lineage: Eukaryota; Fungi; Ascomycota; Sordariomycetes; Hypocreales; Hypocreaceae. The record is from RefSeq and is a predicted model, not a curated record. The coding region runs from base 1 to 861 and encodes 286 amino acids. The transcript has a single exon.